AACUAUUAUGGUCUAUUACUGCCCGGUCUCUUCUGAGAACAGUAGCAGUCACAGAGGACAAACCGGUAAAAAUGGUGCCUUUAUGGAGGAGUGUGCCAUCAGUUUCGAGGAGUUUAACCUGUAGAACCUCACCCGUGAAAAGAUUGUAUGCGUAUGCAGCUUCACCUCUAAGUGAACCAUUAGUGGAUUUACAAGCUGAAACUGCGGAGGGAGUUGAUCUAUCUCCACAAAGUGUUCAGGUUACUACAUUAGAAAACGGUCUCAAGGUUGCCUCACUAGAGACUCAUUCUCCUAAGAGUAGAGUGGGGUUAUUUAUCGAUGCUGCCAGUCGUCAUGAAACACCAAACACACUGGGUAUUAGCCACGUCUUGCGAAAUGCUGCGUUUAUGGGUAACUUGGACCAUACAGGAUUCAGAAUUUCAAGAGAGCUAGAACAUACUGGUGCAAGUUUAGAGUAUGUGUGUUUAAUUCUUGAGGGUGCAAUGAAUCGUGUGAAGUUAGAUCUUGCAGUGAAAGACUCCCAACCACAAAUAAAUGUUGUUGAAGAACUGCACAGAGUUGCCUUUAGGAGAACCCUUGGAAAUUCCCUUUACUGUUUACCCCACAGAACUGGCAGUUUUACUACUGAUGUGAUGAAAGAUUAUACCCAAAACUCUUACGUGGGGCAGCGUAUGGCUCUUGUUGGAGUAGGUGUUGAUCACAGCCAGCUGGUAGACUUGGCCAAAGCAGCAUUCUCCUUUCUGCCAAAGGGUGAAGCUGCUGCUAAAGAAGCUUCAAAGUACCAUGGAGGAGAGGUGAUGAAUUUUAGGGCUGGCCCUCUUGUUCAUGCAGUUCUGGCAACAGAGGGAGCUAGCUUAGGAAGCAAAGAUCUUCUUACAUUCUCUGUUUAUCAGAAACUUCUUGGUGCAACACCUUACAUCAAGUGGGGAAGCAACAUGGCAUCAAACAGGCUAUUUAAGGCUGCCGCUGAAUCUGCUGGUGGAGCCUUCUCAGCAUCAGCUUUUAAUGCAAGCUAUUCAGAUGGUGGUCUUUUUGGAUUUUAUGUUGUUGCAGAACCUUCAAAUGUAGCCAAGGUAAUGAAGUCUGUAGUUGGCCAGUUUUCCAAAGCUUCAAAGGGAGACAUCUCUGAUCAGGACAUCACACGAGCAAAAAAUCAGAUGAAAGCGCAUCUUCUUAUGAACAGUGAAAGUCAGGAUACGAUGUUUGAGGACAUUGGCUUUCAGAUAUCAACCAAGGGAAGUUACACAUCACCUCUAGAAGCCGCCACGGCUGUUGAUUCUAUUACCAAGACCGAUGUCUUGACGGUCGCCAAACGUGUGUUUUCUGGCAAACCUUCACUGUCAGCCGCAGGCGAUGUGUCUACAAUGCCGGGUUUGGACGAACUCUUCUAACCUUGUUUUCACACCGUUCAGUGAUUGUUCCGCAAUGUGCUUGCUGUGUUUAUUGAUUGAUGCUGGGUCAUUGGUAUAGACAAAUAUUAUUUUUAACGAAGACUGAUUGUUCAUGGCGCCAGUGGCUCGUUGUAAAGAAAUGAAUGUUCGUCAAUAAACGCGUCACCUUGCUCUUGGCGCUUUUAAGCUAUGA
Molecule: messenger RNA, 1584 nt
Organism: Orbicella faveolata
Lineage: Eukaryota; Metazoa; Cnidaria; Anthozoa; Scleractinia; Merulinidae
Product: cytochrome b-c1 complex subunit 2, mitochondrial-like
Cellular component (GO): mitochondrion
Molecular function (GO): metal ion binding
Source: RefSeq, a predicted model, not a curated record